AUGAGUGCCGAGAGCCGGUUCAUGGUGUCGAAAGCGCAGAACUCCACGAUGGAGACGACAGGCACGUCGUACGGGUCGACUGACCCCGAGGCCGGCGAGCCCAUGAACCAGACCUCACCGACCAGUGACAAGAUCCCCGACCAGAACUACUCCCACGACCUGUACCUCUACACCGACGACAUCACGGAGCGGCCCAAGGUGUCCAGCAUGCUCAAGUCCAUGGUCAACUACUCGGCCACCAUUUCCGCGGCACCCGCGGACCCGGACGCGAAAACAACCAAGCCGAGGAACGCGCAAAUGGGCACUUUGGUCGGUGUCUACUUGCCGUGUUUGCAGAACAUCUUCGGCGUCCUGCUGUUCAUCCGCAUGUCGUGGAUCGUGGGCACAGCAGGCAUCGUGCAGGGCUUCCUGGUCGUGUUCAUGUGCUGCUGCACCACGUUCCUCACUAGUAUUUCCAUGAGUGCUGUGGCGACCAACGGUGUCAUUCCUGCUGGUGGCAGUUAUUACAUGAUCUCCAGGGCCCUGGGGCCCGAGUUUGGGGGCGCUGUGGGCAUCCUCUUCUAUCUGGGAACCACAGUGGCGGGUUCCAUGUACAUUAUUGGGGCAAUUGAGAUCCUCCUGUUGUACAUCGCACCCGGCAUGGCGUUGCUGGGUGACAUCACAUCGGACGCAGAGCUCAAGUUCCACAAUUUCCGCAUUUACGGCACAGUGUUGUUGUUCAUCAUCACAGUCAUCAUCUUUGGCGGUGUGCGACUGGUGAACAAGUUUGCAGCUGUGGCCCUGGCCUGCGUGCUCCUCUCCAUCUUGGCCGUCUACGUCGGCAUUUUCUACAACGUUGGCGGCAACGACAGGCUGCAAAUGUGCUUCCUGGGCCACCGACUGCUGGUGGAGGACAAGCUCGGCAACUACACCUGUUCCAACCUGCUCAAGAUGGAGGGCCCGCUGAUUGAGCAGUUUUGCCACGCCGGCAUCAAUGACAACUGCACCGACUACCUCACGCAUCAUGACCUCAGUUCCAGAGCUGGAAUCCGAGGCCUCUCCUCCAACGCCUUUAUUGAGAAUUUGAAAACGUCGUUUACGGAAGAUGCUGGGAGGUACAUAACAGACACUGAUGAUCCUGCUGAUUAUGGGAAUCUUGGAGAGGAUCCCCUCAACUACAUGAUCAUAGCAGUUUUGCCACGCCGGCAUCAAUGA
This is a messenger RNA of Notodromas monacha, 1194 nucleotides long. The record is from the annotation of a GenBank genome assembly. NCBI's taxonomy places the organism in Eukaryota, Metazoa, Arthropoda, Ostracoda, Podocopida, Cyprididae.